CAGUACACUCACAGCAACAGUGGAAAACCUUCACACUGUCUUUGUGAUUUUUCCCAGCACUAGGGAUCCCACAGGGUAUCUUGCUCCUUGGCACUUUCUCUGCUCCUGAGCUCACCCACUUGUGCCCCUGUCUGGCAGUUUGAUCACCACAAGGGCGCUAACCCCAACUACUCUCCUUGUCGAAGGCAGAAAACUGCUCACUAAAAUAAUCUGCCACUAUCUUUGCUCCUAGAGCAACUAUAACAUAAACUCCUACAACUAAAUACACUUUCCCUAACUUGGGGCCUGAUACUGUCCAGACCCUCUUCUGUACCCACCUUCCCACAUGGUGGGAUCCAGGAAGAGAGCUCUGAGCACAUGUGUGUUCUCCCUUUUAAAGUUUUACAUACUGACACAUACUGGGCAAAACCUUGAUUGAACAACCUCUGGCUAUUUUGGGGGCCCUAAAAUAAAUUUGCUGUGGGGCCCAGUUACAUCUAUUACACCACUGUCAGGGGAUGCUGGGAGUUGUAGUUACUCCCCAACAGCAGGAGAACCCCAGUACAAAGAGUAUUUCAGUAAAUAAAUCUCUGGUAGAUUUCUAGGAAAGGGAAACAGUUACAUAUACUUGUUGCUGGCAGAAUUCUGCAUUGCGGGUCCCUGUAGCUAAAUCUGAUUAUGUGGAAUAUAUGGGUAAUAUCAGCCCCUCCAGACUGAGACACAACAGCAGCAGGUCUAUUUCUCAGGCAGUUGCAGGUGAGAGAAGGGAGGGGAAGAGUCGGUGGGAGGAGGUGCGAUUUCCCUGCAGGUGUCCCCAUUGAGCUGCACAGUCUGAUACAGAGGGAGUGAGUGGCUGCGGCUCUGUCGCAUCUCUAGAAAAGGAGUCACCCCCAUCCAGUCCAUCAGCAGCAUCAGCACCAACAUCUCCCGGGCUGCUCCCUGUUACAUCUACGUUGCUCUGUCGCUGUUUAUCUCACGUCUGUCUGUAACAACAAGACUCAUUCACCGGCAGAUUCUUCCCAUCCACUCGCCCCUGCGUUAUUUUAUAUGAUCGUCAGCCCCGGCGGCAGCAGCAGCAGCAGCGACACAGUCUGCCAGUGAUUGAGCUCAGCAUGGACAGCCGGAGAAGCAACUGGAAUUAUAAGGAAGAUGAUCUCCCCGUGUAUCUGGCCCGGCCGGGCACCACCGCUCAGACCCCCCGAGUCAAGUAUGGGGGGAUGUUCGCUAAUGUAGAAGGGGCCUAUGAAAACAAAACCAUUGAUUUUGACGCGAACAGCGCGGGGAAGAAAGGGACCCGCACCCCCAGGAGCAGCAGCAGAAACGACAUGGGCUGCGACAAUUUCAGCGAGACAGCCAGCGAUGUGACUGAGAUCUCCGGCUCCGUCAUCACCUCCCCCUGGGAAAGAGACGACAGAACCCCCGGUAUUGAGAUCAAAUACACCCGAGGCAAAGAGCUGCUGCAGGGACAGGACAAUGGCAAGAGCGACAGACUUCUGAUAAAAGGAGGAAGAAUUAUUAAUGAUGACCAGUCUUUCUAUGCAGAUGUUUACCUAGAAGAUGGCCUUAUCAAACAAAUAGGAGAGAACCUGAUUGUUCCAGGCGGAGUGAAAACAAUCGAGGCCCAUGGACGCAUGGUUAUUCCUGGCGGGAUAGAUGUGAACACUUACCUACAGAAGCCAUAUCUGGGUAUGAGCACUUUGGAUGACUUCUACCAAGGCACAAAGGCUGCUGUGGCUGGUGGAACCACUAUGAUCAUUGACCAUGUUGUCCCAGACCCUGGAUCCAAUCUCUUGGCCUCUUUUGAAAAGUGGCACGAGGUAGCCGACACCAAAUCUUGCUGUGAUUACUCUCUUCAUGUGGACAUUACCAGCUGGUACGAUGGAAUCCGAGAGGAACUGGACAUCCUGAUUCAAGACAAAGGUGUCAAUUCUUUUCAGGUGUACAUGGCCUACAAAGAUCUAUACCAAAUGACUGACAGCCAGCUGUAUGAAAUCUUUAUGUAUCUCAAGGGACUUGGUGCUGUAAUAAUGGUCCAUGCUGAGAAUGGAGACUUAAUAGCUCAGGAACAAAAAAGGAUAUUGGAAAUGGGAAUAACUGGCCCAGAAGGACACGCUCUCAGCCGGCCGGAGGAGCUUGAAGCGGAGGCAGUUUUCCGAGCCAUAACCAUAGCUAGCACAAUUAAUUGCCCCGUGUAUAUAACCAAAGUGAUGAGUAAAAGCGUUUCCGAUGUGAUCGCACAAACGAGGAAAAAAGGUGCUUUAGUGUUUGGAGAGCCAAUCACAGCAAGUUUAGGCACAGACGGUACCCACUACUGGAGCAAAAACUGGGCCAAAGCUGCGGCCUUUGUCACAUCGCCUCCAUUAAGCCCAGACCCCACCACACCGGAUUACUUGAACUCGCUCUUAGCCUGUGGGGACCUGCAGGUUACGGGCAGCGGUCACUGCUCUUACAGCACUGCCCAAAAAGCUAUAGGAAAGGAUAAUUUUACUCUGAUUCCAGAGGGAGUCAAUGGAAUUGAGGAACGGAUGUCUAUUGUAUGGGAUAAAGCUGUGGCUACUGGUAAAAUGGAUGAGAACCAGUUUGUUGCAGUCACUAGUACAAAUGCUGCCAAAAUAUUUAACCUGUACCCAAGAAAAGGUCGAAUUGCCGUUGGUUCAGAUGCUGACGUGGUUAUCUGGGAUCCGGACAAGAUUAAGGCAGUCUCUGCAAAGACUCACAAAUCUGCUGUAGAAUACAACAUCUUUGAAGGCAUGGAGUGUCGUGGUGCCCCGCUGGUGGUUAUUAGCCAAGGAAAGAUUGUCUACGAGGAUGGAAACCUGCAUGUUAACCAGGGCAUGGGCCGGUUCAUACCUAGGAAACCAUUCCCAGAAUUCAUUUACCAGCGCAUCAAAAUCAGGAACAAGGUGGCAGGAUUAGAACCCGUGUCACGUGGGAUGUAUGAUGGGCCUGUAUAUGAAGUUCCAGCUCCUCCCAAGUACGUAACUCCAGCCCCAUCAGCUAAAUCGUCACCUUCCAAACCUCAGCCUGUUCCAAUCAGGAACCUUCACCAGUCCAACUUCAGUUUAUCAGGUGCACAGAUAGACGACACCAACCCUCGCCGCACAGGGCAUCGUAUUGUUGCUCCACCGGGUGGUCGUUCAAAUAUCACAAGCCUUGGUUGAUGGAUCUGCCUCAAGAAAACGAUGAAGAAGUACAAAAAGAAUCUCACCACUGGAAGAAACGUUCCUAUUUGUGUCAGUGUUAUUGAGCCCACACAUUUUUGGUUCUACUGAACAUGGUCUGUUUUGUAUAGAAAGAGAACGUCAUUGUGCGGUUAAAUGCUUGGAACUAUUUUCUCCCCCUCCCCUUCCCUCACAAUUGUGCAUAGUCAUCCCAUCACCUUGGGCAUCAGAUCUGUCUCCAACCCAUUUCAUCAAAAUUCUUCGGAGACCUCUCUGAGGCCCUCACUGCCGAAAGCAUGGGAACGCCCAUUGCUGUUGUAGAGUAGAGACUUCUGCUUUGUCUUUGUAACUCACGAUAGUCCAUUUGUAACAUUUAGAUGUCUUCGGGUGAGCAGUGCAUGGCCUUCUGUUAUUUAUUUCUUCCCCAUAGGUCUGUGGUUGAGUUUCCAUUGAUGCCAACAACAAUCUGUCCUAGACACAAUGCCAAGACCAAGUUUGCCACCGAUAACUAAGAAAUGUGAACAAUAUAAUGUAUACUGUAGAAUGCUAAAUGUAUCAUGUUUCAUUUCCGUUAGCCAUAAGACUUAUGUAGAACAGUAGAACACCAUAGCUCACGGCAGCCUUCAUGUGAGCCCAGAUGAUCCAUCUCAUUGUACAGUGUAUUCUCAUCAUUGUAAACCAAUUCCAUUAAUAGACAUUAAAACACUUUUUUUCGCCGGGCAAGCAGCCAGUCUUGCUCGCGCUGUUUUGAUAAAGUCGGUAUGGUUAGCUAUCUGAUUUUUAACGUUUUUUUGUACAAAUUUUUUCUUUGUAUUCACAUGCAUUUUUACUUGCGGUUCUGUAUGAAGUUCUAGGUGUGACUCAAUGAAUGACUUCAAAGCUUGUGAAAUAAAUAACACACAAUAA
Molecule: messenger RNA, 4046 nt
Organism: Xenopus laevis (African clawed frog)
Lineage: Eukaryota; Metazoa; Chordata; Amphibia; Anura; Pipidae
Gene: crmp1.S
Product: collapsin response mediator protein 1 S homeolog
Exons: 14
Coding region: 1092-3140 (682 amino acids)
Cellular component (GO): cytosol; spindle; perikaryon
Molecular function (GO): hydrolase activity, acting on carbon-nitrogen (but not peptide) bonds; hydrolase activity; hydrolase activity, acting on carbon-nitrogen (but not peptide) bonds, in cyclic amides
Source: RefSeq, a predicted model, not a curated record